UUACGUUUUGUUUUUAUAAAAUUAAUUUUGGUAUUCCCAAAGUAAAAUUUUUAUGAGAACUAGUUUAAUAUUAUUUUUAUUUGUGAUGCGUUUUCAAAUUUAUUUUAGUUUAACUAUUAUUCAAAAUUAUAUUGUUUCAUUCUAAAUAACUUAAAUUCUUUUGUAGUUAAAAUUUGAUAAAUAGUUUUAAGUAGAUUAAUUUGUUAAAAUGCCAAAGUUAGAGGUUGGAAAUCGAGUUGAACUUACUGGAAAAAAUAUACAAGGCAAUGUAGCUUUUAUCGGAACAACUCAUUUUGAAACUGGAACAUGGGUUGGUAUUAUAUUAGAUGAACCAAAAGGGAAAAAUAAUGGAAUUAUUAAAAAUCGUCAAGGCAUUUCAAAAACAUAUUUUGAGUGUGAAGAAAAUCAUGGCAUAUUUGUAAGACAAUCUCAUCUAACCCUCAUUGGUGAAAAUGGAACUCGUUUUGAUAUGGCUACUAGUACAGAAUCUUUGGCAUCAAAAUCAGCAAAGUCUAGACUUAGUAGCUUACGAAAAAAGAUAGAUGCAAAUGUUUCUAGACAGUCGUUAUCUGGAACUAGUAGACUAAGUACAAUGGGUUCUAAAAAUAAAGAUGAUACAUUUACAUCUCCAGUGUCUCGCACUUCUUCUCAGUCAUCUUUGGUUGGAAGCAAUCGCACUCCUUCACAAUCAUCUAUAAUACCUCCCUCUCGCGCUCUACCCACCCGAACACCAUCACAACCAUCCAUGCGUGCACCAUCUAGAACAUUGUCACAAACUUCAUUUACAGAAGUUGAAACAACUCCAAAGCGAUCAUCCUUUGUGGAGCAAUUACCAAGUAGUGAAAAACCAAGUCGGUUAUCUAAAUUAAUUACACCAAAAAUGAAAUCAUCUGUUGAAACACAAAUAACCAAAUCAUUGACACUGUUAAAAGAUAUAUCUAAUCCUGAAACUGAAUUUGUUGAAGCUCUUAAAUCACACUACACUAUAGGUCAGUCUGCUACACCUAAUUCAAAUGUAUCUACUCCUACUCAAAGAUCAACUUUGGUAGCUGCUGAAGCUACUGAAAUUCAAGGGCUAAAAGAUCAAGUUCAAGAUUUAUCUGAAAAGUUAGAUGUUGUUAAAACAAGACUUAAAGAAAAAUCUCAUGAAAUUGAUAUGAUGAAACUUCAGUUAGAUCAAGCAUCAGAAUUUAAAAGUAAAAUUAUGGAAUCUCACUCAGCUUUGAAAAAAGAAUUAGAGCAAGUUAAAUUAGAAAAAUUAGAGGCUUUAGAAGGCAAAGAUGAAUAUAGUGAAAUUGCUGAAACUUUGGAAAUGGCAACUCUUGAUAAAGAAAUGGCUGAAGUUAAGGCUGAAACCCUUCAACUUGAGUUAGAUCAGGCUAAGGAACGAAUUGAAGAAUUGACUGUAGACUUAGAACUGUUGAAAGCAGAAUUAGAAAAGGGUAGUGGAAAUGAUUCAGAAGAUGGUGUUAAUUCAUUUAAAGUAAAACAACUUGAACAACAAAAUUUACGUCUUCGUGAAACUUUAGUUAAGCUGCGUGACUUGUCUGCUCAUGAAAAACAUCAAACUCAGAAUUUACAAAGAGAAAUUGAAGAAAAAACAAAACAAUGUACUGAUUUGCAAAAGUCAAAUGAUAAGUUAACUGCUCGAGUACAAGAGCUUACUUCUCAAGUUAAUGAUUUACAUGAACAGGUUGAUGCCGCUCUUGGAGCUGAAGAAUUAGUUGAACUUUUGGGUCAACAGAAAUUAAAUCUAGAAGAUAAAGUAGCAGAACUUGAAGAGGCAGUUACUGACCUUGAAGCUAUUCAAGAUAUAAAUGAUCAAUUACAGGAAGACAGUAGGGAAUUGGAAAUGCAGUUACGUGAAGAAUUAGAUAUAGCCAAUGCUAAUGUUCGAGAGUGUAUUAAAGAGAAAGAACGCGCAUUAGAAAGCUUAGCUGAUCGUAGUUUAGUAAUUGUAAAAUUUAGAGAUUUAGUUAAUGAAUUGCGUGAGCAAAAUCAAGAUUUGCAAGCUCAAUUAAUGAAGGAAUCUGCUUCCAAAGAUGAAGUUCGUUCAUCAAUACCCGAGAUGCUUGAUUUCAAAAAAAUGUUUGCUGAAACUAAAGCGCAUAGUCGAGCAAUUGAUUUAGAACUACGUAGAAUGGAAACUCAAGAAGCGCAGCAACAUAUACAAUACCUUUUAGCUUAUAUGCCUGAUUCAUUUAUGACUAUUGGAGGUGAUUACGAUGCUAUCUUGUCACUUUUGCUACUACCUCGAAUGAUUUGGAAGAGUGAAAUAUUAAUGACACAUGUACGAGACAAAUAUCCGGAUAUACAAGAAAUAACUAAAGAAACAUUAAUGAAAGAUCACUCUGCUGAACAAUUUUCUACGCGUUCUAGGUUAUCAUUUUACUUGUAUAAUUUACAGGGAGCCUUAAGACAAUUUAUUUAUGGACUGAACACAACAUCACCAGAGACAUUAAUUAAAGUUGGUGAAUCUUUUCCAGAUAUGAUGAUUCAAGAAAAAGUACUUAAUGGUUAUAUUGAAAUGCUCAAAAUUGAUCAAUUGGAUGAGAAUGUCAACACUGAGAAUUUAGAAAAAUGUGUAGCCUAUUUCAAUAAUGUUUACAAACCACUAAUUCAAGAUUUUCAUCCUCAUUAUGAACACUUAUUAUUAGAUAAUAUAUCAUUAUUGUUUGCAGCAUGUAACACAAUCCAAACAGACGCUAAUAUUAUAAAAUGUGUUAUUCAAGAUGAUGUGUCUACAACAAACAUUUCCAAAUUUUGUGAUGAUAUAUCAGUUGCAUGUGAAGUGGUUACUCAACAUUUAAAACAAAUAAAAAAACGGGCUGACAUAAAUAAUUCUGUUAAAGUAGAUCUAAGUUCUACUAUACAAUAUGCAGAAAAAUUAAUAUCUGUUUUAAGAGAAACAGCCAGAAGUGCAGUAUCUCAAAUUUCAUUGGCUGCAGAUGACAAGAAAAUUAAUAGCAAAAGUAUUAUGCAAGUAAUGAUUAAUUCAGUUGAAAAAGUAUUUGGAAAAGAUCAAGCUGUUAAGGGAGUCACUAUAUGUUUGAAAAUGUGUGUUGGGACACUUGCUGGUGAAGUAGCUGGUGCAGCACAAGCUGUUCAAGAAGCAGAUUUAUCUAACUCUUCUACAGAAAUGCCAAAUGUGGUUCCUCCAAUAAUAAAACGUGCUAAGCAAGUUAAAAAUGAGUUAGAAGAAACAAAAACAUUAAGGAACACCAUCAAAACUAAAGAAAAUGACAUCCUAGAAUUGAAGAUGGCUCUAAGAACUAAACAAGAAGAGAUUGGUGAACUUAAUGUUAGGAAAGAAUUAGCUGAAAAGAAAUUAUCCACUACUAUACAUGAAUCGGAAAUUGCAGUUGAAAAAUUACAAAGAAAACUCGAUGAAACUCAACAGCAACUUAAAAGAAAAUCUAAAGAAUAUGAAGAAACAAUGGAUCACUUACAAGCUGACAUUGAUUCGUUAGAAAUCGAAAAAGGGGAACUUAAAAAUAAACUUAAAAACUAUUCUAAAAAAAUGCUUAUUGAUGGUAUUAGUAAAUCUGCUUCUAUUACCAAUAUGGGAAAUGAUAAUAAGUCAUAUCAAGAAUCUCCAUUUUUAAUGAACGAAUUGAAAUUGACUAAAAUGGCUUUAAAACAUGAAAUAAAUCAAAGGGCUAACCUUGAAGAUAAUUACUGUAAAAAACUAUUUUCACAAUUGAAACCAUUGCCAGUACCUGAUAAACCAUCCGAAGAAGAAAAAGAACGUAUUAUGAAGUUAAGAAAAGAAGGAAAUGAUAUUUUAAAUGAUUUCCAAAAGACAUUAAAGAACAUAAGUGUUGUGGAUGUUACUAAAAGAGUUCCAGGAAGAAAAAUAAUACCAGAUCAAAAUGUUUCUGCUAAACAAUUAAUUGAUAAUAAUUUGCAAUGGAAACAGUUAAAAAAAAGAUUAGAUGCUUUACAAGAUAAUUUUAAUAAAGAAAUUAUAAGUCGUCAACAGUUUGGUUGUAUUGAAACUGACAUAACUACCUUCCCUACUCCUGCACUUAAGAAAGCAUUAGAAGAAGAAGAGCCUGUGUUAGCUGCAGAGUUUGUGAUACCAAAACCUAUUAAUUGGACAGGACCCUCUGACAUUAGAAUGGAAAUGGAUACUAAAAUGUUAGCUUCAUUACAAAUGAAAAUCACAAAUGCUGCUCAAAUCAAUCCUUUUGUUCGCUAUAAUUUUGCUUAUUCUACUGAAGAACUUUUAGGAGUUCAAGAUUUGAGUUAAAUAUGGUUCAUUAUUUAUUUUCUCAAGCUAGGUUUUACAUAAAAUAAUAUUUGUAUAAUUUAAAAUAUUAUUGUGAUACUAAUAAUUUUAAAUGAUAUAUUAAGUAAUUUUGAUUUAAGUAUUUUUUUUUUUAAUAUUUUAUUAGAUUUAUGUAUUUCAAAAGACUAUUAUACAUAAUAUGUAAAAUUAUGUUAUAUAUUAUAUGAUAAAAUUAUGUUGAAAAAAAUUUUCUAUUUUAUGAAUUGUAAUUGAA
Messenger RNA from Daktulosphaira vitifoliae (grape phylloxera), 4505 nucleotides. It is a transcript of the gene DCTN1-p150, whose product is annotated as dynactin subunit 1. Bases 209 to 4252 code for a protein of 1347 amino acids. NCBI's taxonomy places the organism in Eukaryota, Metazoa, Arthropoda, Insecta, Hemiptera, Phylloxeridae. Gene Ontology annotation, biological process: nuclear migration; establishment of mitotic spindle orientation. The transcript is spliced from 24 exons. The record is from RefSeq and is a predicted model, not a curated record. Gene Ontology annotation, cellular component: microtubule associated complex; kinetochore; axon.